UUCGUCCAAAAAGAAGGUCAAUAUUCAACAAGUCAAUCCCAUUGAAAAUAUAUACUUUCUUCGUAUACAUACUCACAUGGUUCGUUGUUUUCUUUCAUUGUCUAUAUAUUAUUACCAAACCAAGACAACCUUUUAUAAACUGGUUCUUGAAAUUGACUUACCAAACAUAGAACCACUCCAAUAAUAUUGUAUCACCCAUUCACCCUUUCUCCUACCCUCCUCUGACUCCUCAUCAUGGGAUUUGACGAUGAUGAUCACCCGUUUUGGGAUCACCAGAGAACAAAGAAAUAUGAUCUUAACAGCAAGAUCAUGUUAACAGCCAUAAUUUCAUUAUCUAUAGUUAUUUUCUUCGUUAGCCUCCUUCAUAUAUACGCAAGGUGUGUGCUUAGACGCCAAGCUCGACAACGGGCGGCGCUUCGACAAUUAAGCGCCGCCCAUGUUGAGCCACCCAAACAAGGACUCGAACCGUCCGUUAUAGCUUCACUUCCUGUAUUUACUUUCAAGCAAAAUACUAAUCCUGCAUAUGGUGGUAAAGAAAAUAAUUCUGUUGAGUGCACGAUUUGUUUGAGCGUUUUUGAAGAUGGUGAAACGGCUAGGACUUUGCCUAAUUGCAACCACAUUUUUCAUGUAGAGUGUAUUGAUAAAUGGUUGGUUUCUCAAUCAAAGUGUCCAAUUUGCCGGACUGAGGCGGAGCCCCGGUUAUUGCCGGAGCCCCGAGAGGGCUUUGUAGGCCGCACUCCGCCGCUCGAGGGUGGUGAUUCCUUUGUAGCUAUAAAUAUUGAAGGGAGUUCAGAUUGCGGAUUAACACAGCCUUCAUCAUCAUCAUUAGCAAAAAAUAGUGGACCAAGUUCGAGAUUAAGCUCGUUUAGGAGGAUGCUUAGCAGGGAAAUAUCAUCAACACGAUUUCAAGCGGUUCAAUCUUGUGGUGAAGAAGAUGGUAUAAAUAUUGAUCUUGAGAGACAAUGAUUAAUAUAGUGCAAUUAGGUAUGUUUUUUUUUUGUUCAAAUUUGAAUCUCCAUGGCUUCACUUCUUAGCCAUGGUACCAGCUCUGUCCCAUAGCUUUCUUGUAUACACACACAAAGUACAUGACAAAAAUAGAUGAUUUAUUACUCCGGCUACAGUGUUCUACAAUUCUUUUUCCAUCAGUACAUUUUAAUCUGAAAGAAGAUUUUGGUUACA
Molecule: messenger RNA, 1179 nt
Organism: Nicotiana attenuata
Lineage: Eukaryota; Viridiplantae; Streptophyta; Magnoliopsida; Solanales; Solanaceae
Product: E3 ubiquitin-protein ligase ATL41-like
Exons: 1
Coding region: 235-966 (243 amino acids)
Source: RefSeq, a predicted model, not a curated record